Nymphalis io (European peacock) is the source of this 1262-nucleotide messenger RNA. RefSeq names its product queuosine salvage protein. The record is from RefSeq and is a predicted model, not a curated record. Lineage: Eukaryota; Metazoa; Arthropoda; Insecta; Lepidoptera; Nymphalidae. The transcript has 4 exons. The coding region runs from base 108 to 1121 and encodes 337 amino acids.
UCGAGAUUUUGAUUUAAUUUAACGAUAAGAUACGUUUGUAAUUGUUAAAAAUUAUGUGAUAUUUAUAAAGAAGUAAUUAUAGAAUUUAUUAUAAUUCUACAGGUAUCAUGGUGCGUAAUGGAUUUUUAUCACCAGCGGAAUCUGGUAAAUUUAUAAAUACUCGAGCGCAACACGUUCACAUUGACGAGGCUGGUUUAGAAAAACUUUGUAAUGAGGUGUUCUCAUCUUUGAAAGAUAAUAAACUGCAAAUACCAGAUGCAGGAGCAGACUCAAUUCAUCCCAAUAAAGAUCAUCCACAUGCAGUUGACUGGAUAUUUGUUACGGAUUCUUUGAACUUCUGUUUUUGGUCACAGAGUAAGGAAACACAGUGGACUGUUAAUGGAUAUACUGGCUACUUUGCUUUAGAAGCAGCAUUACAUAGAGCUUUAAAGGAAGGACAUGACAUCACUAAUCCUGAAUAUUACUCAAAGUUGACUGAACAACAACUAUCACACAUCUUGAGAGGUGACACCAGUGCCAAAAUACCGUUGUUCAAUGAACGAAUAUCUGUCCUACAUGAAGUUGGAAGUAUAUUGAUAGAAAAAUAUGAUGGAUCAUUUUUGAACUGUGUGAAAGAAGCUAAUAAAUCUGCAUUUAAGCUAUUGGAGAUUGUUGUGAAUAAUUUUCCAUGUUUUCGGGAUGAAGCCAUGUACAAGAAACAAGGAGUUUCAUUCUACAAAAGGGCCCAAAUAUUAGUAGCAGACUUGUGGAAUUUCUUUGAUGGUACAAGAUGGGGAGAAUUUAGAGAUAUAGACAAAAUGACAAUGUUUGCCGAUUACAGAGUGCCACAAGUUCUGGUUUAUUUUGGAGUUUUGAGUUACAGUAAUGAGCUGAUGGAGAAAUUAAAAAUUGAUGAUAACAUUCCAAGUGGAUCAGAAGAAGAAAUAGAAAUACGAGGGUGUUCAAUACAUGCCGUUGAAUUACUCAAAAUGAAGUUACAGGAACUGAUAAAAAAAACUGGUCUAAAUUUUGAAGUUCCUAAUUCAAGCCUCAUUGAUUAUUAUCUGUGGUGCUACAGACGGAAACAUGCUAAAAAAUUGGAAGUAGUUCCCUAUCACAAAACCUUAGGAAUAUUUUAUUGAUUAUCUGUGAUUAUUUAUAAUGUUGAAAUUUUUAGUUUUGUUAUUUACUGUUAAGUAUUUAUGUUUGUCGAUAUUAUGAAUAAUUAAAAAUAGUAUCAACAAAGUAUAUGCAGUAUUUGGAAAUAAAACAACUUAUAUUUA